This is a messenger RNA of Carlito syrichta (Philippine tarsier), 5314 nucleotides long. It is a transcript of the gene MIB1, whose product is annotated as mindbomb E3 ubiquitin protein ligase 1. Gene Ontology annotation, molecular function: zinc ion binding; protein binding; ubiquitin-protein transferase activity. The transcript has 20 exons. The record is from RefSeq and is a predicted model, not a curated record. Lineage: Eukaryota; Metazoa; Chordata; Mammalia; Primates; Tarsiidae. Gene Ontology annotation, biological process: protein ubiquitination. Bases 134 to 2905 code for a protein of 923 amino acids. Gene Ontology annotation, cellular component: cytoplasm.
GAACCUAUAUUUAUAUAGGUCCAGUUUAUGUAAAAUACUCUCUCCUAUUUUUUUCUCACAGAAUAAUACUCAAUUUUUGUAAUUAAUAUAAAGAUGUAUCCUUGUUUUAAUAGGUAUCAAACAUGAUGGUACCAUGUGUGACACCUGCCGACAGCAACCAAUUAUUGGCAUUCGAUGGAAGUGUGCAGAAUGUACAAAUUAUGAUUUGUGCACAGUAUGUUACCAUGGAGAUAAACAUCAUUUAAGACAUCGCUUUUACAGAAUUACUACACCAGGAAGUGAGAGGGUUCUGUUAGAGUCUCGUAGAAAAUCUAAGAAGAUUACAGCCAGAGGAAUCUUUGCAGGUGCCAGAGUGGUACGAGGAGUGGACUGGCAGUGGGAAGAUCAAGAUGGAGGAAAUGGACGUAGAGGGAAGGUCACAGAAAUCCAGGACUGGAGUGCAUCAAGCCCACAUAGCGCGGCAUACGUUCUUUGGGAUAAUGGUGCUAAGAACCUUUACAGAGUUGGCUUCGAGGGCAUGUCUGAUCUGAAGUGUGUCCAGGAUGCCAAAGGAGGUUCUUUCUACAGAGAUCAUUGUCCUGUGCUAGGUGAGCAGAAUGGCAACAGGAAUCCUGGUGGAUUGCAGAUUGGUGACCUGGUAAAUAUAGAUCUUGACCUAGAAAUUGUACAGUCUUUGCAGCAUGGUCAUGGAGGAUGGACUGAUGGAAUGUUUGAGACUUUAACUACAACUGGAACUGUUUGUGGCAUUGAUGAAGACCAUGACAUUGUAGUACAGUAUCCAAGUGGCAAUAGGUGGACCUUUAAUCCUGCUGUUCUCACUAAAGCAAACAUUGUCCGAAGUGGGGAUGCUGCCCAGGGUGCAGAAGGAGGCACCUCACAGUUUCAAGUGGGUGACCUUGUACAAGUUUGUUAUGAUCUGGAAAGAAUUAAACUUCUACAAAGAGGACAUGGCGAAUGGGCUGAAGCGAUGCUUCCAACUUUAGGUAAAGUUGGCCGAGUACAACAGAUUUAUUCAGACAGCGAUUUAAAGGUGGAAGUUUGUGGUACAUCUUGGACAUAUAAUCCCGCAGCAGUUUCCAAGGUGGCAUCUGCCGGAUCGGCCAUCAGCAAUGCAUCUGGUGAAAGACUCUCACAACUCUUAAAGAAAUUAUUUGAAACCCAAGAGUCUGGUGACCUCAAUGAAGAAUUAGUUAAGGCUGCUGCCAACGGAGAUGUUGCUAAAGUGGAAGAUUUGCUAAAAAGACCAGAUGUGGAUGUAAAUGGACAAUGUGCUGGCCACACAGCCAUGCAAGCUGCUAGUCAGAAUGGACAUGUUGACAUUUUGAAGUUACUUUUGAAGCAAAAUGUGGAUGUAGAAGCAGAGGAUAAAGAUGGUGAUAGAGCAGUUCACCAUGCAGCUUUUGGAGAUGAAGGCGCAGUUAUAGAAGUACUACACCGGGGCAGCGCAGAUCUGAAUGCUCGCAACAAGCGCCGACAGACACCGCUUCAUAUUGCUGUCAAUAAAGGUCAUCUUCAGGUUGUGAAGACUUUAUUGGAUUUUGGCUGUCAUCCCAGUCUCCAGGAUUCUGAGGGUGAUACUCCUCUUCAUGAUGCGAUAAGUAAGAAACGUGAUGAUAUCCUGGCAGUUCUUUUGGAAGCUGGAGCAGAUGUUACCAUCACUAACAACAAUGGAUUUAAUGCUCUACAUCAUGCUGCACUGAGGGGAAAUCCCAGCGCAAUGCGUGUUUUACUAUCUAAAUUACCAAGACCAUGGAUCGUGGAUGAGAAGAAAGAUGAUGGUUAUACUGCCUUGCAUCUGGCUGCCCUUAAUAAUCAUGUAGAAGUGGCUGAACUGUUGGUUCAUCAGGGUAAUGCAAACCUGGAUAUCCAGAAUGUGAAUCAACAAACGGCCCUACACCUUGCUGUUGAACGACAGCACACCCAAAUUGUUAGGCUUUUGGUCCGUGCAGGUGCCAAACUAGAUAUUCAGGAUAAGGAUGGGGAUACUCCUUUGCAUGAAGCUCUGAGGCAUCACACUUUGUCUCAGCUACGUCAGCUCCAAGAUAUGCAAGAUGUGGGGAAGGUGGAUGCUGCCUGGGAGCCGUCCAAAAACACAUUAAUAAUGGGACUUGGAACCCAGGGGGCAGAAAAGAAGAGUGCAGCCUCUAUUGCCUGCUUCUUGGCAGCCAAUGGCGCUGACCUUAGCAUUCGAAAUAAGAAGGGUCAAUCACCACUUGAUCUCUGUCCUGAUCCAAGUCUCUGCAAAGCACUGGCUAAGUGCCAUAAAGAAAAAGUCAGUGGUCAGGUGGGUUCUCGGAGUCCUUCUAUGAUUAGUAACGAUUCUGAAACCUUAGAAGAAUGUAUGGUGUGCUCAGAUAUGAAGAGAGACACUCUUUUUGGCCCAUGUGGACAUAUUGCUACCUGCUCUUUGUGUUCUCCACGAGUCAAGAAAUGCCUCAUCUGUAAAGAACAAGUUCAGUCCAGGACAAAGAUUGAAGAAUGUGUGGUAUGCUCUGACAAGAAAGCAGCUGUUCUUUUUCAACCCUGUGGACACAUGUGUGCUUGUGAGAACUGUGCUAGCCUGAUGAAAAAGUGCGUGCAGUGUCGGGCAGUAGUUGAACGAAGAGUGCCUUUCAUUAUGUGCUGUGGAGGAAAGAGUUCGGAAGAUGCCACUGAUGACAUCUCAAGUGGGAAUAUUCCAGUAUUACAAAAGGACAAGGAUAAUACCAAUGUCAAUGCAGAUGUGCAAAAGUUGCAGCAACAGUUACAGGACAUUAAAGAGCAGACAAUGUGCCCAGUAUGUUUGGAUCGUCUGAAGAAUAUGAUUUUCCUCUGUGGUCAUGGAACGUGCCAACUCUGUGGAGACCGCAUGAGUGAAUGUCCUAUUUGUCGCAAGGCUAUUGAACGAAGGAUUCUUUUGUAUUAACUAAGAAACACAGUGUGCUUUGUUAGCUGAAGUGUCUGGUCAUGAGACCUGAGUAAGCUUUGAGCUAGUUGGAAGUUCUAAUGAAUUAAUUUCUGCUAUCAUAGUUUCUUUACUGGAGUGUAAUUAGUCUGUAAGUGUACCAGAACAAAAACUCUACAAAACAGUGUUUUAAAUCAAGUUUUUGUCUUUUUUUUUUUUUAAUUUAAAAUAUAUCCUUGUAAUUCAUAGAUGAUUACUUUCUGGCUUCUAAGGGGAAGAUCCUUUAAGGAUUUCCUUUUUUGUUUUUAUUGCAUUUUAUAAUUUAUAAAUUUGUUAGACUUCAAAAGACACACUUUAUGAUCAGUUAUCCUUUAUUUCAUUAUGGUUUUUCACAGUGCAUUGACACAGGUUCUCUGAAGAGUCAUGCACCAAAUGGAAGGAGCAAGUCAACCCUUACGUCACAUAUGUUAAAUGAUAAAAUUACAGUACAAGUUCCAUAGUUAAGGAAAUAUUGAAGGGAAGAUUCUCUUUAAGAUAACAGAAAGUUAUUCAGUUAUCCAAAUGUGUGUUUCUGAAUUCUUUGAGUAAAUGGAAGUAUAGGAUGAGAGAAUAAUGACUGUAUUUAGCUUAUUUUUUAAAUUCAAAAGGAACUCUAACUUGAAUCUAAUAACAGUUUCAAAAUGACUGACAGACAUCAAAACAAAAAAGCAAUAAUAAUGGGCAGCUGAAGAGGGAACAAAACGAAUACAAGAGUACCUGUUAACUGACCAUGCACAGUUGCCUUUCUUAGAUUAACUUAUAUACUGUUUUGUCCAGCCAGUGUUUUAAAAUAUCUGUGGAAAUAUGCUUUAGUUUUCCCUGUGAUUUCCUACCCUGGCUUGAUCUUACCAGUGAAAUGACAUUGCCCUGUUGGACCUCUGAGGUUCUGUUUAGCUUUGCGAAUGUAUUGAAUAGUACCUGGUGAUCUGCAAAGGAUAGCGUGAGGUCCAAAGCAGCAAUCUUUUCUUCUUUGUAUCAGUUAAUUCUGACAGUGUUACUGAUUUUACCUUCAUUGUAAGCCUUACUUCCACACUCUCUUAGAUAGUAAGUCUUACUAUAAAGGAAGCAGUCUCUCUUUAUACAACAAAUGAAAAUAUUAUUUAAACUGCCAACAAUAUCCAAGACAUAGUAAAUAACCUAAUAAUACAAACUUUAGAAAGAGUGACGAGGACAUUUACAGAAAUAUGUCCGAUUACCCAUAGAUGAUUUUUUUUUUUUUUUGACACAGACUUCAACUCUAGAGCAUCUAAUCAUUUUAUGUAUUGCCUCCAGGGUACAUAUACAUAUAAAUAAGUGUUUGGGGGUUCAUUGCUGUUAGAUUAUUAUAUCAGCUGUUUACAAUGCUGUCUACUAUAUACUGUAUAUAAGCUUACUUCUAAGAAUAGCUAUCUUUUGUAGUUCUUCCUCCUUUGAAUGUGGCUAGUUUUUCUUAUUUCAGUUUUUCAACCAAAUUUGAAAGUACAAAGUCUCUAGCCCUCAUAACGCUGUUUCUGACCACCUACUUGCUGCUGCCUUUGCAAGUCCUAGCAAAAGCAAUGGGAAGCAUUGCUGGCUGGUUUUGUAGUCUCGACAAUUCCGUAUCUGUUUAGUUGGGUAGCUGUUAUUUAACACUUAGAAUAGUAAAAUUUUUACAAAUUUUAGAUAUGAAAAUUUAUGUGGACUCUACUCUGUUAUCUAAUAAGGGGCCACUGAGGCUAUUUUUAAAACUAUUUUGAAGUUAUAAAAAGGUAGUACAUCUGACUGAUGAUGUUCACAUAAAGAGACAAACAGACUAUCUUCUUGCAGGUUUGAAAACAGCAUAGUCAGGUUUUUCCUUUCUUCUGUGUUGUAGGCCACCCAUCUCUUCUCCACCAGAUCUCCUGGUGAGGAGGGAGCACCUGGCUGCCUCAUGCAGAGCUUGGCCAGUCAGAGAAUUUGUGUGGGCUCUGGCUCUACUUAAACAGAUCCUUCUUGUUUUCUGAGCUGCAAAGCUAAAACUUGUAUCCCUAAAAGGUAAUGUCAUCUUCCAGACUAGUUUAGUUAUUUUCUUCAUAAUCAAAAUAUAACUUAUAGUCUUCUAUUACAGAAAUCAUAAAGACACUAUAAUUUUAGUGCUAAGUACUUGUGGAUUUUCUUUAUUUGUAUCACUUUGAAAUUUGUUUCAUGAAUAGAAAAAUAGUUAUCUAUUCAUGUUUUCAAGCAUCUGAAAAUUAUUUUUAAUUUAUUUUGAGUUUGUGUGAGAGAAUAAAAUCAAGAACUUAAUCAUUUACGUGACUUUCCUCCAACUCUGAAUCUGCUACCUCUUAUUAUAUGUCACUUAGCAGUACUUUUCCAGUUAGGUGUGUUUUCUCCUCAUUUUCUAAACCUCUUUAUCCUGUGCCUCAAAAGAGCUUUUACUUUUCCUAGAAUCAU